Messenger RNA from Paramuricea clavata, 830 nucleotides. NCBI's taxonomy places the organism in Eukaryota, Metazoa, Cnidaria, Anthozoa, Malacalcyonacea, Plexauridae. The record is from the annotation of a GenBank genome assembly.
AUGAAGGAUCCAGCUAUUAUUCUUGCAAAGCUGCAAGACCGUUUCGUACCAGUGCGGAAUAUUCUGCAUGAGAGAUACAUUUUCCAUAACACUGAACAGCAAGUACAUGAAACUAUUGACCAGUUUCUUAUAAAGCUCAGGCAAUUAGCUGAGUCAUGUAAUUUUGGAACACUAGAAGAUGAAAUGGUGAGAGACCGUCCGAUUCUUGGCUGUCGGGACAGUGCGGCCAGGACCAGGCUUUUCCGUGAAAAGAUUACUCUCAAGAAAUCUAUAGAGUCCCUUUGUAUAAGUGAGACCACAAGUGGACAACUGAAGGAAAUAAAGAGAGAGGACAAUCAAGAGCCUGUCAAUUAUGCUCAGAGAGAAGAUGCAAAGAAACGGAAUGUUCCAAAAUCAGUAGAUCGACAAAGAAGAGAGAGAGCAGGAGCCAACUCAAGCAAGGUGACAAAUGCAAGUAUUGUGGUGGAGCUCAUGAACGGGACAAACAUACUGUAAGUGCAUGUCCAGUUUUUGGAAAGUCGUGCCGAAAGUGUGGAAAGGCGAAUAAAUUCCAAUCAGUUUGCAUGCAGAAGCAAGGAGUUAACCUUAUGAAUAAAGAAUCGGAUGACGAGUAUGCAUUUUAUGUCGAAACUGUUGAUGCAAUAAGACAUGCGGAAAGAAAGAGUUAUUUUGUAUCCCUUUCCCUUUGGGAUAAGGACGGUGGUGAAAGUCAAAUCCAGUGCCACCUUGACACAGGGGCCACCUGUAAUGUAAUGUCAUGUCCUUCAAUACCUUAUGUGAAAUCAAGCAGAGUGGAAGCCCAGUCAUGCAGCCAACUAACACCAAAUUAA